CAAAGCCCGAACGACCAUUACCCCCAUAACACUCGUUUCUGCGAUAAUAGCGCUGUAUAGCCUGAGUGGUAUAUCUAAUACGAACACCAUGAUCACACGUCCACCAAGUUCACGCUUGCUCACAUCCAUCCUCAAACAGCAUGGUCCUAGUAGUCUCAAAUGAUCCCAGUUGGUGGCCGCUCAUUAAUGUGACUCGUAUUGCCAGCUAUUUUGUAGUUGCCUCUUCUGCUGCAGUAAUGUAUGAUUGGGCCCUGACAUUCGCACAAGAGGUCGAACUGAUCUGGAGGCAACGUUGGUCCCUCAUGACUUUUAUGUAUCUCGGUGUGCGCUAUCUUGGACUAGUAUAUGCUGUCAACAGCAUACUGUUCGAUACCCCAACAAUCUCGUUGACCGUUGUAGUGAGUCUGGUUUUGUGCAUCAUACAAGAUUGGACGACUAUCAUUGUAAUUGCAAUACUGGGCGCCAUCAUGAUCGCUCGGUUAUACGCCAUGUAUCAGGGAUCCAGAAAGGUGUUGAUACUUCUCAUUGUCGUCUUCCUGCCUGUCAACGUCGUCUGUGGAGUGAUCACCGUGAUAUCAAUAAUGAAUACAUCCGCCGAGGAGCUCAUUCUCUCCGGUAUCCAUCUCUGCACCAUCGACUUUGAGGGAGACGUCCAACUUCUCAAUUCCAUACCUUGGAUGCUCACCGCUGCAUGGGAGAUCCUCGCACUUUGUCUCGCAGCCUGGAUUGCUGUAAAACACUUCCGUGAAUUGCGACGACACUCGACAGGAGGGAGUAUCGGGGACUGUUUCACAGUGUUAAUGACAACUCACGUGGUCUACUUUGUAAGCGCUGUUGCUGUUUCUUGCUUCCAGUUGGGUUAUUUGUCUCCAGCAUUAUCAGCGUCAUACUCCCCAGAAGUUAUGAUUUAUGACGGCAUCAUUGAAAUUUUCGUGGUCGUGCAGAUGUUUGUGCUGGGACCGCGCCUGAUCCUUAGUGUUCGAGAAUAUAACGCUAAGCUCGUGGCCGACUCGGAUGCAGCAACUGCCAUGACUUCAAUUGCAUUCCAGGAGCGCGUGCAUGUAGCAACUAGCAGCAGUGUGUAGUGCGAGAGAUGCUCAGUGUGAUUAAUACUCGUCGAGUACUCUGCAGGGAGCAGGAGAAUAUGCGUGUUCAUUCCAAGUUUCGUCGUGGUAUUUAUUGGUGUUCUGGAGUGGGAGAAUUUGUUUUUUUUGGUUCCAAAUUUCGUCGUGGUAUUUAUUCGAGUUAUUUGAUGUUCCGAACUUGUAGAUUUGAAAGAGAAAUAUGUCUGUACAAUCCCAUCACUUACACUAGUUGCAUCGCCACUGUCGCUAACUGCCCGCACGAAGUGGCAAACAGGAACGUUUCGCAACGUUCCUUGAAGACAGUCGUUUGGUAAAUUUCUCUGCGAUGGAACAUUGAUCCU
Suillus paluster is the source of this 1426-nucleotide messenger RNA. RefSeq lists its product as uncharacterized. The transcript has 13 exons. The coding region runs from base 141 to 1085 and encodes 314 amino acids. NCBI's taxonomy places the organism in Eukaryota, Fungi, Basidiomycota, Agaricomycetes, Boletales, Suillaceae. The record is from RefSeq and is a predicted model, not a curated record.